CUCUGCUCAUUUUAUUGGUAGUAAACAUUAAGAAUGUAUAAAUGCACAACACAUAGGACAUUUGGCCAACUCCAGUUGUGGCCACGCUGGUAUGCAAAGGCGGUGGAGAAUGAACCGAAAAAGAGUCAAACUGUCGGUCUUGCGCAACGGCCGGACCCAGAAUCUGUCGGAUGCGACUACAUAGGACCGCCAGAUCCAGAUUCUAAUCUGCGCCCCUAUGUACGCCACUAUAACAAUCGAGAAACGCCUCUGGCCAAGAAAUUACGAUUGCGUCGCAUUGAAAUCGACGCAUGGAACAACGAUUUCUGGACAAAACACAACAAACGUUUCUAUCAGGAGAAGGAAGAUUUCAUUCAAUUGCACAAAAAUGCCGGUACUGCUUCACAGGACAUUACCGCUGACAGCAUGAGCGUAUUUUACAAAUCGUUCCUGGACAAAAACAGGCGUAUGCAUAUCAUGUACAAUAUAUCGUGGUAUCUAAAAAAUGUGGAACUUCUGGUGCUGGCAUUUCAAGUUUUUCUUCAGAAAUUGUUGCGUCGAGAAAAGAAACCCACACAAUAAUAAUAAACAACAACACAGCUUCAAAUAAUGUACAGAAAUUGUUGACUUUUAGUUAAAUUUUCUCUAGGCCUCGUGAAAAUGUGCAAAAAAUGAAUGCAACACAAAUAUACAAUAUGCAAACGAACUAUAAUGCUUACAAAUUUUUGCUUAAAAUUUACUUAAUAGUUAAGCGGCAUUAAUUAAAUAUGUGUUUUGGGUGUGUAUAAUGUGUGAUCAUUAGAUUUUGAUGUGUAUUACAUCAGAGCAGACGACAAGUAAAAUAAAAAAUUAUAAUAAAAAUACCAA
This is a messenger RNA of Scaptodrosophila lebanonensis, 846 nucleotides long. It is a transcript of the gene Coa8, whose product is annotated as APOPT family protein CG14806, mitochondrial. NCBI's taxonomy places the organism in Eukaryota, Metazoa, Arthropoda, Insecta, Diptera, Drosophilidae. The record is from RefSeq and is a predicted model, not a curated record. Gene Ontology annotation, cellular component: mitochondrion. Gene Ontology annotation, biological process: intrinsic apoptotic signaling pathway. Bases 34 to 561 code for a protein of 175 amino acids. The transcript is spliced from 3 exons.